Molecule: messenger RNA, 5609 nt
Organism: Alexandromys fortis (reed vole)
Lineage: Eukaryota; Metazoa; Chordata; Mammalia; Rodentia; Cricetidae
Gene: Npc1l1
Product: NPC1 like intracellular cholesterol transporter 1
Exons: 19
Coding region: 95-4078 (1327 amino acids)
Biological process (GO): intestinal cholesterol absorption; cholesterol homeostasis
Cellular component (GO): plasma membrane
Molecular function (GO): lipid carrier activity; cholesterol binding
Source: RefSeq, a predicted model, not a curated record
AGGAGGAGGCGGCCUUAAUGACUUUGGGAGCCAGUGCUCAGUCCUCCCCAGCUGUCCCUGAGGCCCGGCCCUACUUCUGUUUCCUGACUCGGGGAUGGCAGCUGGCCUGAAAGGAUGGCUGCUCUGGGCCCUACUCCUGAAUUCGGCCCAGGGGGAUCUCUACACACCCAUUCAUCAGGCUGGCUACUGCACCUUUUAUGAAGAGUGUGGGAAGAAUCCAGAGCUGUCUGGAGGCCUCACGUCACUGUCCAAUGUAUCUUGCCUGUCUAAUACCCCAGCCCGCCAGGUCACAGGGGAGCACCUGGCCCUCCUCCAGCGCAUCUGUCCCCGCCUGUACAAUGGCCCCAAUACCACCUUUGCCUGUUGCUCCACCAAGCAGUUGCUGGCAUUAGAGAGCAGCAUGUCUAUCACCAAGGCCCUCCUCACCCGCUGCCCCGCCUGCUCUGACAAUUUUGUGAGCAUACACUGCCAAAACACCUGUAGCCCUAACCAGAGCCUCUUUAUCAAUGUCACCCGUGUGGUUGAGCAGAACGCUUCACAGCUUCCGGCUGUGGUGGCCUAUGAAACCUUUUACCAGCGCAGCUUUGCUGAGGCAGCCUAUGAGUCCUGUAGCCGGGUGCGCAUCCCUGCAGCUGCCUCGCUGGCCGUGGGCAGCAUGUGUGGGGUCUACGGCUCCGCCCUUUGCAAUGCCCAGCGCUGGCUCAACUUCCAGGGAGACACAGGGAAUGGCCUGGCUCCGCUGGACAUCACCUUCCACCUUGUGGAGCCUGGUCAAGCCCUGGCAGAGGGGAUACAGCCUCUGAAUGCGGAAAUUGCACCAUGCAAUGAGUCCCAGGGUGCAGACUCGGCAGCCUGUUCCUGUCAGGACUGUGCAGCAUCUUGUCCCGUCAUUGCUCGGCCUCCGGCGCUGCCCCCUUCCUUCUACAUGGGUAAAAUGCCAGGCUGGUUGGCUCUCAUCAUUAUCUUCACUGCGGUCUUUGUGUUGUUCACUGCUGUCCUUGUGCAUCUUCGAGUGGCUUCCAACAGGAAAAAGCGCAAGACACCAAGCCCCCAGGAAGCCCCCAACCACCCUCGUAAGCGCAGAUUCUCACCUCACACUGUCCUUGGCCGGUUUUUCCAGAACUGGGGCACAAAAGUGGCCUCGUGGCCACUCACCGUCUUGGCACUGUCCUUCGUGGUUGUGAUAGCCUUGUCAGUAGGCCUGAUGUAUAUAGAACUCACCACAGACCCCGUGGAACUGUGGUCAGCCCCCAAAAGUGAAGCCCGGAAAGAGAAGGCUUUCCAUGACGAGCAUUUCGGCCCCUUCUUCCGAACCAACCAGGUUUUUGUGACAGCUCGAAACAGGUCCAGCUACCAGUACGACUCGCUGCUGCUAGGGCCCAAGAACUUUAGCGGGAUCCUGUCCCUGGACCUGCUGCUGGAGCUGCUGGAGCUCCAAGAGAGGCUUCGCCACCUGCAGGUGUGGUCCCCGGAGGCGGGGCGCAAUAUCUCCCUGCAGGACAUCUGCUACGCCCCCCUCAACCCGCACAACACCACCCUCUCGGACUGCUGUGUCAACAGCCUCCUUCAGUACUUCCAGAACAACCGCUCGCUCCUGCUGCUCACAGCCAACCAGACGCUUGGUGGUCAGACUUCCCUGGUGGACUGGAGGGACCACUUCCUCUACUGUGCCAAUGCCCCUCUCACAUUCAAGGACGGCACGUCUCUGGCCCUGAGCUGCAUAGCUGACUACGGGGCUCCUGUCUUCCCCUUCCUUGCUGUUGGGGGGUAUCAAGGGACGGACUACUCGGAGGCAGAGGCGCUGAUCAUAACCUUCUCUCUCAAUAACUUCCCUGCUGAUGAUCCCCGCAUGGCCCAGGCCAGGCUCUGGGAAGAGGCUUUUCUGAAGGAAAUGCAAGCCUUCCAGAGCAGCACGGCUGACAAGUUCCAGGUUGCAUUCUCAGCAGAGCGCUCCCUGGAGGAUGAAAUCAACCGCACCACCAUCCAGGACCUGCCUGUCUUCGCCAUCAGUUACAUUAUCGUCUUCCUGUACAUCUCCCUGGCCCUGGGCAGCUACUCCAGAUGGAAACGAAUAGCGGUGGAUUCCAAGGCUACUCUGGGCCUAGGCGGGGUGGCUGUUGUGCUGGGAGCAGUCAUAGCUGCCAUGGGCUUCUACUCCUACCUGCGUGUCCCCUCUUCUCUGGUUAUCAUCCAAGUGGUACCUUUCCUGGUACUGGCCGUGGGAGCUGACAACAUCUUCAUCUUUGUUCUUGAGUACCAGAGGCUGCCUAGGAUGCCUGGGGAACAGCGAGAGGCCCACAUUGGCCGUGCCCUGGGCAGUGUGGCCCCCAGCAUGCUGCUGUGCAGCCUCUCCGAGGCCAUCUGCUUCUUCCUAGGGGCCUUGACCCCCAUGCCGGCUGUGCGGACCUUUGCCUUGACUGCUGGCCUGGCGAUUCUCCUCGACUUCCUGCUCCAGAUGACUGCCUUUGUGGCCCUGCUCUCCCUGGAUAGCAAGAGGCAGGAGGCCUCUCGCCCAGACGUCUUAUGUUGCCUUUCACCCCGGAAACUACCUCCACCUGAGCAAAACGAGGGACUCCUACUCCGCUUCUUCCGAAAGAUAUAUGCUCCCUUCCUGCUGCACAGGUUCACCCGCCCUGUUGUGAUGCUUCUGUUUCUGGCCCUGUUUGGAGCGAAUCUCUACUUCAUGUGUCACAUCAGCGUGGGACUGGACCAGGAGCUGGCUCUGCCCAAGGACUCCUACCUGAUCGACUACUUCCUCUUUUUGAACCGAUACUUUGAAGUGGGGCCUCCAGUGUACUUUGUCACCACCUCGGGCUACAACUUCUCCAGCGAGGCAGGCAUGAAUGCCAUUUGCUCUAGUGCAGGCUGUGACAGCUUCUCCCUAACCCAGAAGAUCCAGUAUGCCACUGAAUUCCCUGAAGAGUCUUAUCUGGCGAUCCCUGCAUCCUCCUGGGUAGACGACUUCAUCGACUGGUUGACUCCAUCCACCUGCUGCCGCCUUUACUCCUUUGGUCCUAAUAAGGAUCAGUUCUGUCCUUCAACCGAUACUUCCUUCAACUGUUUAAGAAACUGCAUGGGCUUCACGCUGGGCCCCGUGAGGCCCACACCAGAACAGUUUGACAAGUACCUGCCCUGGUUCCUGAACGACCCACCCAACAUCAGAUGUCCCAAAGGGGGUCUAGCAGCGUAUAGAACCUCCGUGAAUAUGAGCUCAGAUGGCCAGGUUAUAGCCUCCCAGUUCAUGGCCUACCACAAGCCCCUCAGGAACUCAGAGGAUUUCACAGAAGCUCUCCGGACGUCCCGGCUGCUAGCAGCCAAUAUCACAGCUGAACUGCGGAAAGUGCCUGGCACAGACCCAGACUUCGAGGUCUUCCCCUACACGGUCUCCAAUGUGUUCUACGAGCAGUACCUGACUGUCCUCCCUGAGGGGAUUUUCACACUGGCUCUCUGCUUUGUACCCACCUUUGUUGUCUGCUACCUCCUGCUGGGUCUGGAUGCGCGGUCAGGCAUCCUCAACCUGCUCUCCAUCAUCAUGAUCCUUGUGGACACCAUCGGUCUCAUGGCUGUGUGGGGUAUCAGCUACAACGCUGUGUCCCUCAUCAACCUUGUCACGGCAGUGGGCAUGUCUGUGGAGUUUGUGUCCCACAUCACCCGGUCCUUUGCUGUCAGCACCAAGGCUACCCGGCUGGAGAGGGCCAAGGAUGCUACCGUCUCCAUGGGCAGUGCGGUGUUUGCUGGAGUGGCCAUGACUAACUUCCCAGGCAUCCUCAUCUUGGGCUUUGCUCAGGCCCAGCUUAUCCAGAUCUUCUUCUUCCGCCUCAACAUCGUGAUCACCUUGCUGGGCCUGCUGCAUGGCCUGGUCUUCCUGCCAGUUGUCCUCAGCUAUCUGGGACCUGAUGUUAACCCGGAUCUGGUACUGGAGGAAAAACUAGCCACAGAGGCAGCAACGGCCCCAGAGCCUUCUAGUCCCAAGCACCCCAGCCCCGACACAGACUAUGUUAACCCUGGCUUUGAAGACUCUACCCCUGGAGCUAGUGCUGCUGGCAGCUCUUCGCCCAAAAGUGGCCAGAAGUUUUAAUGGAGUAGGAGGUCAUCCAGGCUCUGUGUCUUCCCUCUGGGUGUCCUCAAGGCCUGAGGGAGGUUGUUCUAGAAAAAUGGCUGGCAUUCUGACCAUGAGGCAGCCGUCAGCAACUGGCCGUGGCCCCUUGCUCUCAUACCAGGUUCCCGGGGCUUUGGUCAGUGUGAGAUCACCUCCUCCUUCUGGCCCAGGGUCCUGGGGCUGCUGAGGAUAUGUCUGUCUCAGGCUCAGUCAGGGUAGAUAUUUCUCACCCAGUUUUUCCCUCCCUUAUCAAAACUAUCUCUAGGGGCUGGAGAGAAGGCUCAAUGGUUAAGGAGCUCUUGCUGCUCUUACAGAGGACCUAGGUUCAGUUCCCAUCACCCACACAGUGGCUCACAACCAUCUACAACCCAGUUCCAGGGGAUUUGACACCUUCUUUUGACUUCACAGGCACCAGGCAUGCACGUGGUGCACAUGUGUAUGGGCAGACAGAACACUCGUACACACAAAACAAACAAAUAAAUCCAAAAAAGAUUUAAAAGACAUCUCCAGGGCCAGUGAGACGGCUCAGUGAGUCAAGGUGAUUACCAUGAAGCUUGAUGACCUACGCUGGACCCCUGGAACUCACAUGCUGGAAAGAGAGACCCCACCCUCUCAAGUGCUCCUCUGAAUGGCACGCAGUGGCACCCCACCCCCACAGGAUAAAUAAAAUAUAACUCAAAAUUUAAAAAUCCCCACUCUAGGAUGGGGUUGUAGAUUAGUAGUAGUGGCAGCGUACUAGUCGGGCGUACACGAGCCCAGUGCUCAGCACUGCAGAGUGGGUGAGAGGGAGCUCAGACCUCGUCCCUAGCAUGCCACCACUUCCAGUAACGGCAAGUGCCUUUGUUUACCGGCACCCCCGUGGACAUUAGAAGACAAAUCUCCAGUCCAUGACAGCAAAUAGUUUUUUUUUUGUCGUUGUUUUUCGAGACAGGGUUUCUCAGCAGCUAUGGAGCCAGUCCUGAGAGCAGAUCCUUUAACACUCACAUCCUGAGAACAGGGAGUAGCCCCACCUUGGGCUGUGACACUGUAGGACAGCAGGAAAGGCAGCGGGCACCCAUGGUUCUUUCUGGCCUGAGGAGGAGGGUUUCACAGCACCCUGUAGUGGCUGACCUCAUGUGGGCUAUGACAUGCAUUUUGGUCUCUAGUUUCAGCCUGUGUGUCUGUCUGAAGGCUGAGAACUUGAGGGGUGGGGGAGUUUUCCGGCCUGCAGCAACAGGCCCAUUGGCUUCAAGCUGCCCAACCUGAUCCAGGCACAUUGGUUUUGGCAGAGACAGAGAAUACACUUUGUUCUGGCCUGGAGAGAAGGCUCAGUGGUUAAGAAGACUGGCUGUUCUUCUAGAGGUCCUGAGUUCAAUUCCCAACAACCACAUGUUGGCUCAAAACCAUCUAUAGUAUGAUCUGAUGCCCUCUUCUGGCUUAAAGCCAUACAUGCAAUAGAGCACUCAUAUACAUAAAAAAAAAUAAAUCUUGUUCUUUGUGAAGCACAGACUGCUUAAUAAAUAUUUGUUGA